UCAAACUCUAUCUUCAAUUCUUCAUAACUAAAUUAAUUCACUACACAUCUAAAAGAAGAAAACGAUGUAAAAUUGAGUUUAGUUCAUAGCACGUCUCACUCUUCACUACUCACGUUGGUACCCUUCACUAUCCAAUCAAGGUCACAAUCCUCUUUCUCCUUUCUCCUUUCUCCUUUCUUCAGUCUUCCUUUCAUAUUUUGCCCAUCAAUUUCAGAAAACUUAAAAUAAAGUUUCAAUUUCUAUCUACUGUAAACAUUCCCUAAUAUUCCAUUAUUCUGCUGCCCUUUAUUCUGAUUAUUUCCUUAAAUUAAUUUUCUUCUUUUCUCUUUCCAUUUUAAUCCCAGUAACUCCAAUUUGAGCUGAAAAGGGGAAGAGAGAGAAAAUUUGAUGAACUACCCAUUUCUCAAAAUGCCCCAAAUUCUUUGGAUCUAACCCUUAAUUUGAAGGUCUACCCCACAUUGUAUCUCAAAAACCCCAUUUCAAUUUUUUGAGUUUUGGGUGAAAAGUUGGCUAAAAAUGAGGGUGUUGAGUGAAUCUUGGUGUUUUUGCAAUGGUGGGGGUAAGUCUGAAAGACUUAAAGCUGCCAUCUUUACUACUAAAAGCUCAGCAAUGGCGAAACUUUCAGCUUCCUCAGCUUCUUCCGCCUCUGGAAGCUCCGUCGGUGGCGGCGGAGAAGCUUCUGGAACUGGGUUUUUGAUUCACAGGAACCUUCUUCUGACAACACAUGGCAACAUUCCUUCUGUUAAUGCUGCUGAGUCUGCUGAGAUCCGGCUUCAAAAUGGUGUUCCUGCCACUCUUGUGCCUCACAGGUUUUUCAUCACCAGUUCAGUGCUUGAUCUUACUAUUGUGGGCUUAGAUACCAUUGAAGGAGAUUCAGUUGCACAUGGUCAGCAACCUCACUUUAAAGUUUGUUCUAAACCAAACCUCGAAUUAGGCAACAUUGUAUAUCUUCUUGGGCACGCAGAGAAAAAAGAACUGUCCAUGGGUGAAGGGAAAGUGGUUAUAGCUACAGAUAAUCUCAUAAAACUAUCCACUGAAGGCUUUACUUGGAGCCCUGGAUCUGCUGGUUUUGAUUCGCAAGGCAACCUUGCAUUCAUGAUCUGUGAUCCAAUGAAGCUAGCCACCUCACCAAAUACCAAAUCUUCUUCAACCUCAUCAUCCUCUUCAGCAUCUUGGAAGAAGGAUCUUCCUAUGCAAUUUGGCAUCCCGAUGCCAAUCAUCUAUGACUGGCUAAAUCAGCACUGGGAAGGCAGCCUUGAUGACCUAAGCAAACCAAAAUUGCCACUGAUGAGGCUGAUGUCAGCAGGCCAUAGAAGUGAGCAUUCUUGUGCUUCUUUUACUAUGAGGCAAGUUUUCAAGGCAACUGAAGAAAUUGAGGGAACCACAUCAUCUUCAAAUACCGUAUCAAAACCUAGAGAACAGUCUGGACAAGGGUGUUCUGCUGCUGGACACAAUGGUGAGGAGGAAAAGGUAGUCUUGCAACCACAUGGUAGCACCACUCACCUUCAGGGAAUUCCAACUCCAGAAAUCUAUGAAUCACCAAAGGUCACUUCAAAUCCUGUAAAGAAGAACGAAACGACACAAAUCCAACUCUUAGAUAUCAACUUCCCUCCAAGAAUAUUUAAAGCCCCACCAACCCAACCUUCAAAGGAUCUUCUCCCGGGCUCAGGUGAGAAUUGUGUGAAUGAAGCUCCUUUACAAAGUUCAUACAAAGUGGAAAGAGAAGAGGAACACCAAAUGAAAUAUAAAGAGGCUGCAGUGAUGGAGGAAACUGGCUCAACUGGAUCAGUGGGUGAUGCACAGAGCGAGGUGCAGUCUAGCUGUUCACCAGUAGGGGUCUCAGGAGUGAGAGAUGCAGAGAGUAGUGAUGGAGAGACAUUGUAUUCAGCAGAAACUGCUGAAAGCAGAAAUUAUACUAGCCCUAGGGAAGGGAAGUUCCAGCCUGUUGGGAGGAGCCAAAGUUGUGUGAGCUACAAUAGGUGGGGUCCUGUUCACCGGAAUCCUGUGGCUCGAAGAACAUCGUCCUUGGAAAAGCAGAGAAGUUUUAUGCAGCCGAGAAAGACUUACUCACAAGGAGCUCCAUCUCACAAGACAAUGGACUAUUUUAGUCCUACAGUCUCUUCUAUCAUGAAGAAGCGGAACAACGAGCAGCAACAGCAGCACCCUCCACCGCCGCCACAGCCAAGCAGGCCUCGGCCAACUGCAGUAAAUUCUUCGCCUAGGUGGAAUUUUUGAUGUACCUACAGAUUGUGAAAUGUAGAAGAUAAAAGGAUAUACGAUAAAGUUAUAACUCUUCAUUUGUGGUACAUGAAAAGUGAAGCCGCUUGCCAUUGUUUCCAUUUUCUUACACUGUAAGUUGUAACUAAUUUGUUGUCACCACCCUUGUAGACAGGCACCUCUUGAAUAAUAAGAAAAAUAUUAGAAAGAAAUGUUGUAGCUCCACUGUACACUAUCAAUUUCUCAUUCUUCAUGUAAUACAUAAUUACAUAUGCCUAAAAUUGAAUUGCAGCUAUUAGUCGUUGACAGUUUGACACCAAUCAAAAUGUUAUAUACAGCUCUCGUAACAUCUUAUCAUCAACUAAGCUAGCUGACAUGAGGAUCGUGGAGUAUGGACAUAUGGUACAAUUUAGUACCUCAUGUCCUCUUCGGUUUCCCAACCUUGAGUUCAGAAGAUCCAAUCCACACCCGACCCCUUCUUUGGGCUCAUUACCACAUCGGCUAUCUCAAGAGAGAGACGACAAACUAGCCGGCAACGUUUUCUCAUACAGACACUAAAUUAGCUGUUCUGCACAUAAUAGGACAUAUAAAGGUGGUAGCAUGGUCCAUGUAUUGAUGUAAACCGUUGUAUAAACUGUCAAUUACUCAUGUUCAGAUAUCUGCUAUAGAAUCAACAGGACUAAUUUUAUGGCUCUAUUACAGACACGAGCAUAUAAGCUGUGCAACAGAAAGCUGAAAAUUUCUUUAUCCACUUGUUAUGCAUGUAAGGACACCAAACCUGGGUGGUCCAUUUUUCCUCUGGAUUUGGGUGCAUAUAUAAUGAUAUUAAACCUUAAGUUUUUUAUGUGAAAUAAUUCAGAGGAUCUGGAUAACAUGCACUUGAUCUCUUUGUGGGACACUGGGGGUAUAUGAGGUUUCGGCCUAUUAACAAAGAUUGAUGGUUUGUUUAAAAUAU
Chenopodium quinoa (quinoa) is the source of this 3172-nucleotide messenger RNA. RefSeq lists its product as uncharacterized. Lineage: Eukaryota; Viridiplantae; Streptophyta; Magnoliopsida; Caryophyllales; Amaranthaceae. The record is from RefSeq and is a predicted model, not a curated record. Bases 517 to 2235 code for a protein of 572 amino acids. The transcript has 2 exons.